Postia placenta MAD-698-R-SB12 is the source of this 504-nucleotide messenger RNA. RefSeq lists its product as hypothetical. The record is from RefSeq and is a predicted model, not a curated record. Lineage: Eukaryota; Fungi; Basidiomycota; Agaricomycetes; Polyporales; Adustoporiaceae. The transcript is spliced from 4 exons. Bases 1 to 504 code for a protein of 167 amino acids.
AUGCGGUUCAUUCGAUCCCUCCUUCUCCCGCUCACGCUCCUUGCUACGGCCGUUCUGGCGGAGAGCUCUGCUCAUGACACCCUCGAUCUGGAAGCGAGGAGUGUGUGGGAUGACGAUGCGUUGUUUGCGCGGGACGACGACGAGCUUUACGCUCGUGACCUCGAAGAGCAUAAAGACCACCCUCUUGUCCGGGAAGUAAUCAACGUCCUGGCUGCGCGCGCUGGAAAGGCCUGCCGAAACCAGAACCGGUUGAUCUCUGUGCCCGUCGGCAGGUGCCAUCCCGCGACUUCCGUGGGCAUGCUGUCCGGUCACCAGUGCGCGAACCGUGGUGGAAAGUACUACUUCUGUAUGGACUCGGGUGGUGGAUCAUGCAUGGCGGUCAGACACGCUAUUGGUCUGGAGUACGGACAGUCGGCUAUGUAUACUUCCCCAAUCGCUGCGGUCGUUCUUCCUCGUAGUGUUGCGAUUGAGCAGCAGUAUGUCCUACCUGAAACUUAUUUAUGA